This is a messenger RNA of Toxotes jaculatrix (banded archerfish), 966 nucleotides long. It is a transcript of the gene alx1, whose product is annotated as ALX homeobox 1. Gene Ontology annotation, molecular function: DNA-binding transcription activator activity, RNA polymerase II-specific; RNA polymerase II transcription regulatory region sequence-specific DNA binding. Bases 1 to 966 code for a protein of 321 amino acids. Lineage: Eukaryota; Metazoa; Chordata; Actinopteri; Toxotidae. The transcript has 4 exons. The record is from RefSeq and is a predicted model, not a curated record. Gene Ontology annotation, biological process: embryonic skeletal system morphogenesis; negative regulation of DNA-templated transcription; positive regulation of transcription by RNA polymerase II.
AUGAUGGAGUACAUGGAGGAUAAGUUUGCCUUGAAAAGCCAAGCGAUGAAGGGCAGCGAUUACUACAUGGACCAAGUCAUGGAGAGCCUGGACAGCGCGCAGUAUUUCACCAAGUCUUCCACGAAAUGCGUCCAGGCCUUCGGGCUUCAGAGCGGCGAACACCGCUCCUCGCCCUGCGGAGACCAGAACGCCAGUUACGGUGUGCCAAAGACAGACGACGACACUUUGCACUCUGACCUCGGGAGGUCGAUGGACAAUUGUUGCACUCUGCGCGCGUCUCCGGUGACAACCGGGCAGGAGAAAACGGAUUUGGACGACAUGGGAGACAAGUGCGACAGCAACGUGUCCAGCAGCAAGAAGAGGAGACACCGGACGACAUUCACCAGCGCGCAGCUGGAGGAGCUAGAGAAAGUGUUUCAGAAAACUCACUAUCCAGAUGUUUAUGUGAGGGAACAGCUGGCCAUGAGGACGGAAUUAACAGAGGCCAGAGUGCAGGUGUGGUUUCAGAACAGAAGAGCGAAGUGGAGGAAGAGAGAGCGCUACGGGCAGAUCCAACAGGCCAAGACUCACUUCGCAGCCACCUACGAUUUAUCAGUGUUACCGAGGACCGACAGCUACACACAGAUCUCCAACAACCUGUGGCCGAGUCCGGCUUCUGGUGGCUCCGUGGUCUCCUCCUGCAUGCUGCCCCGAGGCUCCCCACCCUGCGUCACUUCCUACUCGCACUCCCCCCGUUCGGCCGCUGGUGCCGCUGACCACGGCUACGUGGGCUUUCCCAAUCAGCAGAAUCAGUUCGGGCACGUCUCCCUCAACAACUUCUUCAGCGCAGACUCUCUCCUCACGCCGGCAACCAACGGUCACCACGCGUUCGAGACCAAGCCUGAGUUUGAGAGGCGCUCUUCCAGCAUUGCUGUGCUGCGCAUGAAGGCCAAGGAGCACACGGCCAACAUCUCCUGGGCCAUGUGA